UUUCAGGAAGUCAGUGUGUUAUUGUCUUUAUCAGUUAUUGAGUAAUAGAUGUGUAUCUGAUAUGUAUAUUGAGUAUAUUAACACAUGACAGGCUCAGCUGGGGCACAGUUGACCGUAUUCGAUCCAGUGGGUCUUUGCAGGCUUUAACAACAUGGGGUUAGCUCAGGGACUUCAGUGUGUGACUCUUCUCCACUUGCUGCUGUGCUGUACAUCUCUUCCUCUCCCACUGAUGGAGUUUUCUAUCCAGAGCACCUGGGACAGCGAUCCCGUGAACCACGAGCCCAUCAGGAUCCUGUUCUCUCCCGGACAAGGCGGGCUGAAGAUUGAGGUGUUCGGCCCCUUCUUCAAUGACCCCGCAGCUCCUGCAGGACCCCCCAGUCAGGCCUUCCCUGGACUCUGGGAUUAUGAAGUGGUUGAGUCGUUCUUCCUUGAUAGCACUACAGAAAAUUACCUGGAAGUGGAGUUUUGUCCACAUGGACAACACCUGAUUUUACUGCUGUCAGGGGUCGGCCAAGCCUUCCAGCAACAACUACCGAUGGUGUUUAAUGCCACAAUCGCAGGAGACAGGUGGAUGGGGGAGGCUCUUCUCCCCUGGUCGUACCUUCCUCCCAAGGUUAACAAGAUGAACUCCUACGCCAUCCACGGCUCAGGAGAGAAGCGCACGUAUGAGGCUCUCUACUCUAUUCCCAAGCAGGAGAUAGUGGAAGGCCAACAACCAAACUUCCACCGCCUGGAGUAUUUCCACAAUUUCCGCCUGCAAAGCAUCAUGGGAGAAGAUUGGGUUCAGCCAGAGUCUGAUCUGUGGAUAGGAAAACCCUGAGCUUUUCAAAAAAGCUCCCUUUUUUCCACUCUGUCUCUCCUAACUCUCUCUUGCACACACGCACACACGCACACACACACGCACACACACACACACACACACACACACACACACACACAGAGACACACACAUGCACACACCAGGGCGGCAGGGUAAUAGCACAAACACCCAUUGCAGGGGAACAAAGGCCAAUCAAUCUUUAUUAGUUAAUGAUGUCAAACGAUUUGACAAGAAAUAUGUUAUCAGCUUGUCGGAGCGUAUUAGCCUUCACACACAUUCAUGCGAGCGCACAGACUCAGGCCCACGUCUCACGAUAUUGGACGUCACCUUAUGUUGCCUCAGCAGAGUGUGACCUACAGCGGUUAGCCAGUGGAUGGUUUUCGAGGGAUGCUCGCUUUGACCUUCAGCUCCUGUGAAGCUAGCGUUUCACUCCAGUGAUACAGACACAGCAGGCUUUUGUGUUUCUUGGCCUUGUUAGUGGACACACACUGAACCAUACACACACUUUUGAAAAUCUGUUCAUCUGAGACACAUGCCAGGGCUUUUGAAUCAUGGCUGCACUGUAAUUAGGUCAUUUUGCAAUCAUUCCACUUCCUUUAUUGAUUUCCUUUUUCUAUUACAUAGGUUUUCAAAAUUACUCUCUUGAUGGAUAAGUUUUUUGUCUUUUUUUGUCUUUGUGCCUGCUUGAGAAAUGUGAUGGAUGUCAGUACAAUGUUUAUCUAUUAAAGCAUUAUUUCAUUAA
This is a messenger RNA of Pleuronectes platessa (European plaice), 1562 nucleotides long. RefSeq names its product chromosome 3 C4orf33 homolog (gene c3h4orf33). The record is from RefSeq and is a predicted model, not a curated record. The coding region runs from base 152 to 820 and encodes 222 amino acids. The transcript has 6 exons. NCBI's taxonomy places the organism in Eukaryota, Metazoa, Chordata, Actinopteri, Pleuronectiformes, Pleuronectidae.